Eucalyptus grandis is the source of this 1362-nucleotide messenger RNA. RefSeq lists its product as uncharacterized. The transcript has 4 exons. Lineage: Eukaryota; Viridiplantae; Streptophyta; Magnoliopsida; Myrtales; Myrtaceae. The record is from RefSeq and is a predicted model, not a curated record. Bases 160 to 1209 code for a protein of 349 amino acids. Gene Ontology annotation, biological process: double-strand break repair via homologous recombination. Gene Ontology annotation, cellular component: Slx1-Slx4 complex. Gene Ontology annotation, molecular function: crossover junction DNA endonuclease activity; 5'-flap endonuclease activity.
CCUUGAACAGAAGAGUCCAGCCCAAAAUCUUAACCCCAAUUUCAAAGUAUAUUUACAAAUCAUGCCCCUUGGAUUUUUCCCCUUUUUCUUCGCGUAUGAUCAACGGUCGAAUUGCAGAGACGGAGACAAGCGCCUAGAGAGAGAGAGAGAGAGAGAGAGAUGGGGAGGAGAAAGCGUCGAUCGGAGGAGGUGGAAAACCUAGCCGCCAGAACGACGGAGAUCGAAGGAGGAGGAGGAGGAGGAGGAGGAGGAGGAGGAGUUGGAGAUGGAGACGGGGGUGGGAAGUUCUUCGCGUGCUACCUCUUGGUCUCCCUCAGCCCUCGCCACAAGGGUCAAACCUACAUCGGGUUCACGGUGAACCCUAGACGGCGAAUCAGGCAACACAACGGGGAAUUGAUGUGCGGAGCGUGGAGGACCAAGCGAAAGCGACCUUGGGAAAUGGUCUUCUGCAUCUACGGCUUCCCCUCCCAUGUCUCCGCUCUUCAGUUCGAAUGGGCCUGGCAGCAUCCGAGGGAAUCCUUGGCUGUAAGGAAGGCAGCUUCGGAAUUCAAAUCCUUGUCCGGGAUUGGCAACAAGAUUAAACUGGCGUACACCAUGCUUAAUCUCCCAUCCUGGCAAAGUUUCAACAUCAGAGUGAACUACUUUUCAACAAAAUACACAAAGCAUGCUGCUGGUUGCCCGAGUUUGCCUGGGCACAUGAAGGUUCAGAUUUGCCCAGUGGAUGAGCUCCCGUGCUAUUCUGAUGGAAUUGAAGUUUCGAUGCCAGACGAUGAAUGGGAAGGCGAGGCGGAGCUUGACGACAAGGACUGUGAUGCUCACAGAUUGGAGGAGCAGUCGGCAAGAGAUGACACGAUUCAAAAUCUGAGCGACGACGAACCAAGGGUACACCAGCCCCUUUAUGGUCAAGAUUAUGGUGUCGGCUUGUCGCCAGUUGGAGUACAAUCUUCAGUCAACCCCAGCUCUUUUUCCUCAGAUGAAGGGGGGAGGAGUGCUGAGUUAAAUAAGCAGUUAGAAGAAAAAUUGCCCAAGACAGCGUCGACUGCUAAUAACAGCCAAGAGACCAGUAGAUUUAUUGCAUCCGAGGAAAUUGAGAUCAUAGACCUCUUCACCCCAUCGCCGAAUCAUACAUCUUCCACGGGUAAGAGGAGAAGGGUUCCAACCAUAGGUCCCAAAAUUAUCGACUUGACUCAGUCUCCCAUUUUUGUCUAAUUAUGUUGAGUGUAGGAUGCUGUAGUUUAACUUCAGAAUAAUGAUGGAAUCAUCUGUAAGGAUGUAACUUCCGCUUGUGCUUUAUAAUAAACGCACGUGAAGUAGAUCACUUCCGGCGAUCUGUUUCCUGUGAAGGCGAUUGGUUGCAUUCUA